AUGGGGUGUUUCUCUUCAAAAGUCAUAGCUAGAUCAAUUAGUUUCCAUGAAGACAGAAAGAAGAGAUCACAGAGAAAAACUAAUGGUAUUCCGUUGUUGGAAGAUCUAAUCAUCUCCUCUGGUGGCAGUGAUCGGUACCUUGCUCUUGUCUGUGCAGCUAACACAGUAUCCAACAAACUACACUCUGGGAGUCUUGGUUCAAACACGUCCUCAAAACUGGCCAUUGAGCCUGUAUCAGCAAGACUAGAUCAAGGAGAAGGGAAGCAAACUGAGAGAGAUAAAAAGAACAAGUCUAAAAGUUGGCAUCAGUUUCCAGAGCAUAUUGUGAACUCUCUUGCUCAGGAGAAUUCAUCUGGUUUUGAAGAAAAACAUGACCCCAGCUAUAAGGGUGCUGCGCGAAGCAGGAGUUUUCAUACAGUGGAGGAAUAUGAUGAUAUGGUUAACAAAAUAUGGUUGAGCGAGUGUCACACAGAUCAGAAAAGUGAGUUUAAUGAUGAAGAAGAUACUAGUUCAGGGAAUAAUACAACUCAUCAUACUGAGGAUAUGGAUUGUGUCAACAAGAGGAUGCAAGCACCAAGCUUAAACAAAAAGCAUUCAUUGAACGAAAAAAAAAUAGUGAAGGAAAACAACAACUUGAGUACAGCAUCAAAAAGCAGCACAGUAGCUCCAACUCUAAGGAGCCACAUACCUAUUCCAGGAAUUAAAAAUGAGGAAGUGAUUCCAAGUCAUAAAACAAGCAUAACUGAGAAGGGAAAUAAGAGAAAAGCUGUGGCAAAGAGGCUAGAAUCACUUAGAAUCCCUUCCAAUGUUGAAUAUCCAGCCAUUGCCAGUCUUAGAGAAUGGCUUCCUGCAGGUGGAAUAUACUCUCCUGGAUCCUAUGUCACCCCAAAAUUUGGCAGUUAUUCUACAAUGGACAUUAGGAAUGAAAAUGAGUCUAGUGAUGAUUCUAUCUUUAGUCCAGAGUUGGUGUCUGCCUUUGAACAAUGUAUGCAAAACCUUGAAGCAGAGGAAGAGAACAUUCUGAAACAAAUUGUAGAGAAUGUGGAGGAAGAAAGUGAAGCAAGUAGCCCCAAGAAAGUACACCGUGGUGACACUCAUACUUAA
This is a messenger RNA of Sphenostylis stenocarpa, 1104 nucleotides long. NCBI's taxonomy places the organism in Eukaryota, Viridiplantae, Streptophyta, Magnoliopsida, Fabales, Fabaceae. The record is from the annotation of a GenBank genome assembly.